AUGGAUUUCAAGACUCUGUAUCAACUUAGUCAUGAGUAUGCCGAGCAUGCGCUGAAAAUGCGACCUUUUUUGGCCUCUGAAGCUCAAGUCAAGCAGUACCAAAUGCUGAUUUACCACGCGGUAAACGCGCUAAAAUUGAUCAAGUCAAGCCACCAGCUCAGUGCCGAACAAGAUGUAAUUGUCACGCUAGAGCUUUGCGAUUUGCUUGUGCAGGAAACCUACGACUUAGAUUUAGCCGAAAUGUACCUGUCAAGUGUGUACGAACGCCUUUACGGUACGCCUUUGCUUCACCAAAAAAUGCUCAUUACAUCUGCUCUUGUACAGGUUGCAAGGGCUAGACGCUCUUCAAAAUACUUUAAAGAUGCCCAACGGCUGGUAACGGGGGCUCUCGCGGAUUUGGAAAGCUCAAAUUCACGCUGGUCAUUGUAUUUCCAAUUUCUUCGCAUUGAACUCGUUGUGGCAAAUACACCGUGCGAUCCUAAGAUACCCAAACUCUACGACGCUCUUAUAAACAGCUGUGAGACGAUCCUGGAUAUGCAAGUGUUUGUUAUAUGCUCUUAUGUUUGCUAUCAACUCAGUCAGAACCUAACUAUCGAUACGGUGCACCUCGAUACGCUUUACUCGUUUCAAGACGAAAAGCUACCUGCACAACUCAGGCUUUGGAAAAUUUUGACUGAGUUAUUGAUCCUGAUACAUCGCGAUCGUAAUAUAACCACAAAGCUUACCGAGUUCAAGGAUCUUAUAGCAAUCCAUAAGAGGAAGCUAGGAAACUCCACAUUUAGUUUGCAUCUCGACGAGUUAGUUUCAAUCUCAGUCGAUACUCCCAUUGUUCGCUACAAAGAUUUCAAGAAUAUCAUUCUGCUGUUUCAGAGUGUGAGCUACCUAACUAAUUGCUAUGAUAAGAAGGCCAACUUUUCGUUGAGAUUCUUGCCUAAAAUUCGAAUAGCUGCUGAGGAGCUCAAGCAGGUAUCGGAAGCAAUUGAUUCGGAGCUGAUUCACAGUCGAAGGAGCUUUUACAAACUUAUUAGCGAGCUUUGCGAGUAUUACAUGUGCCUGGAAAGUUUGAUAUUAACCGGAAGCUGUGCUGACAUCGAGGAAAAGUCCGAUUACUCUCUACUUAUUAUUGCAAUGAAAGCUCAAUUGAAUCAUGACACGAAAACUGCUUUGGGAAAGUUUUCUAUGCUUCAAGGUCCUCAAACCUCACCAGAGUUUCAAUUGAUUGGCCUGUGCUCAAUUUUCACCAUUCGGAUAGCCGCUAUGAGUAAGGCUGGAGGAAUGGUCUCAUUCCCGGAGUACCAAGAAGUUAUUGAACUUUGGAAAAGCAUUAACGCACUGUUCGACUCACAUAAUUUCCAGCAAAAUCAUAUCUGGAACUGCACUAUUGUCGUUUUGUGGAUCUGCAGUCACUUUCAACCCUUUACUACUUCGAAGCUAUCGAAAGAGGAUGACGCAGGGUUCUUGGAAAAGCUCAAUUUUUACUUCUCGGCUAAUAGUUUUGCUCGCAUCACCAAAAGUGUACCUGAGGGCUCUCUACAAAACACCGAAUCUGCACCUGUGCUAAAAAAAUCUCUCCUUUUGCAUUUCCUUUUGAAUUAUCUAGCGAGUGCCGUUCUCGUUCAUGACCUUGAAGAAAAGUGCCUGAUAACUAAUACCUGCUUUCAUCUUGGAAAGCAACAACAUAUGCCAUUAAUGGAGUAUACGUCUGGUCUGUCACACUUGUUGAACUGCGGGUUAGCCAUGAAAAGUAAGGAUGUCUCGAUCACGAGGAGCAGGUUAAAAGAAGUUGUUAACGGUCUAUUAACAGAAGGAUUUCAGCGAGAAGCAGCACCAGUUGCCAAAUAA
Lachancea lanzarotensis is the source of this 1842-nucleotide messenger RNA. RefSeq names its product LALA0S07e01508g1_1 (gene SCC4). The transcript has a single exon. The record is from RefSeq and is a predicted model, not a curated record. Gene Ontology annotation, biological process: mitotic sister chromatid cohesion. Bases 1 to 1842 code for a protein of 613 amino acids. Lineage: Eukaryota; Fungi; Ascomycota; Saccharomycetes; Saccharomycetales; Saccharomycetaceae.